AAAUGCACACCGUCGGACUGUUUAACCAGCAAUUACAUUUCAAUUUGCGAAAAUAGCUCAUAUAUCAACAAAUUUGCCGGCAAAUUGUCCCUCUUUAGACCAAUUAAAUGACCAUUUCCUGCGCGGAUCUUCCAUUUAAUGCAUUCAUAUUUGCUCAAGGCUUGGUAUAAAAGCAGUGCAGCCUUUAAGCCAGCUCGCAGCAGUUAAAUAAAAAGCGUCGUUACGACAGCAACAGGCAAACGACAGAAGAAGAAGCUACUGUAAAAUACAACGCGUAUUCUGCAAACACCAGGAGAAAAUGUGGCCAACGCAAACACACGUCACAACUUUGUUACAGCUCUUAAUACAAAGAUAUUUCGCACAAUUCUCCUCCGUGCUGAUUGUUCAUGACGGGCGCGUUGAUGCGGACAGCGCCUUGCAGCGGGAGUACCUUGAGGCAGUGCAGCUGGCGUUCCGCAAUCUGUCCCAGCAGGGACGCGUAAUUGGACUGCAAUGGAUUGAUGUCAGUCAACUGGACGGCCAAGGAAGCAGUAGAGACGGCGACAACAGCGGCUUUUGCGGCAGCUCCGCAGGUAAAGACAGUCGCAACAACAGCGUUGACAAUUUGGCCUACGACGAUGAGCUGGAGUUGUGUGUGCUGCGUGCCGUUGACAUUGUCACCGAGGGCUUCAUCACCAUUCUUUCGGACACUGUACGUUUCUUACAUGCUCGUUACUUUGCCACACGCAACGCUGAGUUACGCCUCAAGGAUAAAUUUUAUCUAUUCUUGUGCGAACACGAACAUUCCGAGGAGUUGCUAUCCACCGAGAUACUGCAGUUUUACCCACACCACCUUAUGGUCACACCGGAGAAAAUCGGAGCACCGCAGAGAGACAACCCACAAGCAGCAACGGCAACUCGUCGCAAGCGCAAUGCCACAAAACCAACAACAGUAACAACAACAAACCCGCUACCCACACUCACCACAGCAACUCCAAGCGCGCACCGCGACAUCAAUAUCCAACUGUGGACACAAAAGUUUGUCGGCGCCCGUGGCAAUUUGGAAGCGCUGCUGUUGGACGCCUUCUUGCCGAACGAAACUUUUGCCAGGAACGUCGAACUUUACCCGAAUAAAGUUAGCGAUCUGAGAGGGCGCAACAUCCGUGUCGGUUCCAUUACAUACAUACCGUAUGUGGUGGCUAAUUAUGUGCCAGCUGGUACAGGCGAUGUGGAUGCAUUGAACUCCAGUGAUUACAGCCGCACCAUAUCAUAUUUGGGCUCGGAAGCAGAACUUAUGAAAUCUUUUUGCGAGGUGCGCAAUUGUCAUCUACACGUGGAACCAUAUGGCGCUGAUAACUGGGGUGUAAUUUAUGAGAAUGAGAGCGCGACUGGUAUGUUGGGUGAUGUGUACACACAAAAUGUCGAAGUUGCCGUUGGUUGCAUUUACAAUUGGUACAACAACAUUACCGAAACAUCUAACGUCAUUGCACGCUCGUCUGUUGCCAUUUUGGGACCAUCGCCGGCACAAUUCCCCGCUUGGCGUGCCAUCAUAAUGCCAUUCAGCACCGAACUUUGGAUUUUCUUAAUACUAACGAUUUUGCUUUGUGCCGCCGUUAUGUACUUUAUACGAUUUGUAGCCUCUACGCUGGACAAAUGGCAGAGGAGUCUACAACAGGAUUUUCAACACACAGCUGCAAUUGGACAAGCGAUAUUAGAUAUGUUUGCGGUUUUCAUACAACAGCCAUCGGGACCGACAAGUCUGCACACCUUCGCCGCUCGUUUCUUUCUGGCAAUGAUACUUUGUGCUACCAUUACCUUAGAGAACACCUAUAGCGGUCAAUUGAAAUCGAUACUCACCGUACCACUUUUCACUGAAGCUGUUGAUACUAUGGAGAAAUGGUCAAAAACCGAUUGGACUUGGUCGGCACCAUCUAUUGUGUGGACUCAAACUAUAGACAGCUCACACAUAGAGAAAGAGCAAAUAAUGUCCGAGAAAUUUGUGGUACACGAUUACGAUUUUCUAUAUAAUGCCAGCUUUCGACCGGACUAUGGACUGGGUAUCGAACGUCUGAUGAGCGGUUCUUUCACCUUUGGUGAUUUUAUAACGGCGCCUGCUUUAGAAACAAAAAUUAUCUCAAAAGAUGAUUUGUAUUUCGAUUGGACGCGUGCUGUCUCCAUAAGGGGCUGGCCAUUGAUGGCGCUUUUUGACGAGCAUAUUAGCGCAUGCAUUGAAACAGGACUAUUCGUGCACUGGGAGAGGCAGAACGUCGCCAAAUACUUGGAUCGCCAAACACAGCAAAUUAUGCUGAACUUAGCCUCGGGACAUAUCAACAAAUCACCGCCACAAAAGUUAACCAUAGAGAACAUUUCGGGCGCCACAUUUGCAUUGAUUUUCGGCUGUCUGAUUGCGAGCUUUGUAUUCCUGUUGGAACUAAGUAUUUAUAAUUUCAAUAAAUUUCAGGAUUUCCGUAAUAAAACAAAAUGAAAAAUCUAAAAA
Messenger RNA from Zeugodacus cucurbitae (melon fly), 2476 nucleotides. RefSeq lists its product as uncharacterized. Gene Ontology annotation, molecular function: ligand-gated monoatomic ion channel activity. The record is from RefSeq and is a predicted model, not a curated record. The coding region runs from base 299 to 2464 and encodes 721 amino acids. The transcript has 11 exons. Gene Ontology annotation, cellular component: membrane. NCBI's taxonomy places the organism in Eukaryota, Metazoa, Arthropoda, Insecta, Diptera, Tephritidae.